Molecule: messenger RNA, 3105 nt
Organism: Astrephomene gubernaculifera
Lineage: Eukaryota; Viridiplantae; Chlorophyta; Chlorophyceae; Chlamydomonadales; Astrephomenaceae
Source: the annotation of a GenBank genome assembly
CUGUGUUCGCAAAAGGUUCAACAGUGCACCUAUAGACUUGCCGUCUAGCACAUGUACGUAGCUACUCGAUCGUCGUAUCUAGAGUAACUAUUCCCCCUUGACCGUUACUGCGAUACUUCUUAUACCGUAGGCUAGCUAGGCCACUACAAACCUAGUACAAGGAAACCAGGUUUUGCGAUAAAGUAGCGGAGUGCCCCAUGCACUUGUCUUCAGCUGAGCUCGCCUACACCUUGGGGUUCCACGGCAGUUUGCUUGGGUAUGCACGAUUGUUCCUGUAUUCAUGCAUAGCAGCAUAAUCAAAUUCAUCAAACCUGCAUGUAAAGGUGUUUGGAUUAGUGGAAAGGACAUCCUGAGGAGCUGUAAAACACUUGUUUUCCUAUGCAAAGAGUCCGAACACCAGCAUAACCUACAACCUGCCUCUUUAGUCCACACACAGGGUGCUGAAAUGGGUGAUCAAGUAAGUGUCAAGCUGUAAGUGUCAACUUCCGGGCACUGCGUUCACAGAGACACGUCAGCUCCGGUAUCGGAGCCCUCAUCUCAAUAUCCAUAUAGGCAAGCGGCCGUCAAUCCAGCACAAAGAGCACUUCUUCAAUUCUUAUACCUCCUUGUAAAUGAGUGCGGCUAUCGGUCUCGGCGUCGACGCGACCCCUUUGGACGCCGAGGCCACUACUUGUUACAUUUGCCUUCAGGAAGGCACAGCGGCGAAGCCCCUCCUAACGCCUUGCGCGUGCAAGGAGAGGCCUGUACACAGAGAGUGCUUGGCUAGAUGGCAGCUACACUCUUCAGGCAAAAGUGAGGAGCGCCAGUGCCGCUUCUGCUAUCAGGAUCUGCCGGAUUGGCAGCCAACGCUUCUGGGCUCGGAGAACGAGGACGAAGACGCACCGAAGCCGCUGAUGGCAGCGGUCGUAUUUAACAACACAGUGUACAAGCUGCCCAUCCUUCCCGGGCCCGAAGGCAAGGCAGCCUUCAAGCGUAAGGUCCACGAGCUUUUCGGACUCAACAAUCGGAUGUUCGAGGUCGCGUUUGAAGUUAAACUUGAUCAAGCGGACAAGGUCAGCCUGCACGGCCUCAAUGCCUACGAGGCUGCAACUCGCUGUGCGGCGCUCUCAGCCAGACGGGCUAGCUCUGCUGUUCGACAGGAGAACCAGCAGCAGCAGUAAACGUUGCCCAUACUUUGGCCAGCUGGGCCAUAUCCUGCUGGCGUAGCGUGGCGGACGGGACGGCUACUUGGCUUGGCACUAUCAUCCAUGGGGUAGCUGCUGUCCCAACUGCAGCGGGCAUGGAGUCCCAUAUGUGUGUCGUACGGUAUGACGUCGUAUGCACGCCGAACACCUUCCAUCGGGUGGACGUCUUUUGACAAAAGGACAGCGCUAACUGCCUGGGCUGUCACGUUGUUUUCGCGCGUCGUAAGGUACCAGUUACGGCAUCUAGGGUUGAGAGAACCUCACAGCAACCCUUGUACAAUAAGUUGUUAGUCGUUGGCACAUCGUUGCACCAUCCGACAGGUAUGGUGCAACGUUGCAUGCCUAGCUUGGCCCCAUCGGGCGAACAUUUGCUAAUAUGAGCAUGAACAUUUCUUGUACAUCUAGACACACCUGGUCGGCGGGGACUGCGUUGCGUGUUGCAUGGCCGACUGGGCCCCCCUGCUGCGGUUCUUGGGAUGGCCCCGGGCACAAGGUUGGGUGUUGUUGAUUUUCUGUUGAGCGUUUGUCGAGGACGGGAGUUUUUGGUUCCUAAUGAAGGAAGAAGCCUGUGUAGGGUUUGGGUGGGCUGCUAUAGGCAGGCUCGAGUCCUGCUUGGCGCUUGUUGGCAUGCUCCUUGCCUAAGCUGGGAUUCCGUAUGACACACGGAUUGGCGGCAGGCUUGUCUUGGGGGCACAGGCUCCAUUCUGGUGUUCGUUGGUUCGUUGGGUUCGCAGCUGUGUUGCGAACUGAAGGGGCGCAUGGAAAGGGUGUUGCCGGACGCGGUUGUGGGGAAGACUGUUGAGUUGGUGAGGACCUGGAGUUGACGUUUCCAAUGGCGUUCUUGAAACAGCACCUAGCCCUGCUUGUGAUUCGGACCGUCCUUUGUCCUAAGCGGUUGCAGGGAAAGGGCCUUGCAGGUAGUGGAGUAUGUUGCGUUGUCCUCCUCUCCUUGGUUCGCGGCCCGUCAAAAGGCCCUUCAGUUUUGACGAAUCGGGGUCGUGUACCGGAUAGGACAGUUGUCGGACAGGUUUGGGGGCUUACGAGGUGAGGGCAGGGCAGGGCAGGCGUCGGUGUUGGCCGGCUGGCGCUUGAAACGGGCCCAAGGGUGUGCAUAUUCUUUACCGCCGGUGUGGUGUUAUAACUGCAGAUGCAGGGUCGUGUAGACGUAUGUGUGUUAAAAUAACUGGCCGCGAGGCGAAACGUAUGUGUGUGCGUGCGUGCCGGUGCACAGUUGUUAGCAGUGUGGUGGUGUGUUGGCUGUCGUGUGUCGUGUGGUCACUCCGCGCGUCGCAGUGUCGUGUCCUCCGUUCCUCAUCACGAGGUGUAUGUAUGUGUGUGUGUGUGUGAAUAAGGCGUGUGGCAUCCUCUUUGCUGCGGCUCAACAAAAAAAGGGAAAAGUACAUUAUAUUCUGUUUGUGUGCCAGACGACUAUAUCAGUGCCAUGGCAUCCACACACAGCGUGGUUAUGUCAUGUUGCCUCGUCAACUGUAUGUGUCAUAUCAGCAGCGUGAUGUGCUCUGUGUGUGUGUGUGCUGCCCUCCUGCAUGUGUCGCCUUAGGUCGAUGUGUGCGUGUGUGUGAUAAUAGGACUGGCGAGUGCGCACGUGUGUGUAUUCAAUCAGCUGAGCCGGAGAUCCGCGUGCUGCGUGUGGGGUUUUGUACAUCCAACAUUGUGCUGGUCUUCUGUCGCUCCUGUGUAUAAGCCGCGGGUGUUGUGUUUCACGUAAUUAGCAGCAGUAGCAGCCGCAGUACACGCCGGCCGCAUUGGCGGUUAGCUAUACAUACAUUUACUAUUUGCAUUCUUAUCUUGAGGGGUGUGCUGGCCGGUGGCCGGCUUAUUACAGGUAGAGAGUGGUAAAAUGUGGGCGCGAUGAUACAUGCCUCCAAUUUUAGGCCCCGCAUGUAAGUCGCAAAAGUUGCAA